AUUUCGAAAACGAAACUUGGAAAAACGACAUAAUUUACCAGAAAGCAUUAUGGAGGACAUCCAGUCUUUGACAGAUAAGGAAUUGGUCGAUGAAUUACGAAUGCUUGGAGCAAAUCCUGGUCCAAUUAUUUCUUCAACAAGAAGUGUGUAUGAGAAAAGAUUACUGAAACUCAGGACUGGGGGAAGUUUGAACACAAAACCAAGCUCUAAAAAACAUUAUUCUGAAGUACCAGAUGAUGAGGACCAGUCGCCCGCACCUAAACCCAGGUCUCCCAGACUGAGGAAGAGAGUAGUACCAAAGCCAGAACCUGAAGAAGCAGAUGAAAUGGAUGACAGUGGUGCCCCAGAUUUUGGAGAUGAAGAGCCUGAUGAGAAAUCUACAGGAGAAUCUGGGUCAGCACCGCAGCCAGCGGGGGGCGUGGCCACGUACGCCAAGAUCCUCAUCUUCAUCAUUGUCCUCUUCUUUGUUUAUCUGGUCUACAUCAACAUGGAACCAUCAUCUGGAAACAGGGUGCCCAAGAUCAAAGGCUGACCAUUAAUUUGUUCUGCCAACUUAUGGACUGUGAUUUCACAACAAUGUUCUGUUUUACCAGUAAAUAUGUGCAAUUUGGCUUGCCUAUGUAAACAUUUUGGUAGCGUAAUUGUAGCGGUGUAUUUAAUUCAUACAUAUAUGUAUGUAUUUAUUUUUAGUCUGAUAAAAACAAGAGAUUAUGUAUUAAUUUUGGUUAUAUUUGAACAAUAAAUUGUCAAGAUAUAAA
This is a messenger RNA of Saccostrea cuccullata (small rock oyster), 758 nucleotides long. RefSeq names its product emerin homolog 1-like. The record is from RefSeq and is a predicted model, not a curated record. NCBI's taxonomy places the organism in Eukaryota, Metazoa, Mollusca, Bivalvia, Ostreida, Ostreidae. The coding region runs from base 50 to 532 and encodes 160 amino acids. The transcript has 6 exons.